UCAUGUUUGUGUAACGUUACUUUUGCUCAUCCUUACUACGAGCAUGUCUCAGGAUUCCUGGGAGACCUAUGAAGACUCGGAAGAGUACUAUGAAUACGAAGAACCCAUCAAUCUGGAAGAAGCAAAAAAAUAUUUUUGUUCUCAAAUCGUUCAAGGAUUUAAAGAUUGCUUGAGAACUUAUUAUGAGAAGCAGCUUCCUUAUUAUGAUUCAUGUUACGAAAAAAUCGGUCUUAAAUCCAAAAAUUUCCUGGACGCUGUUGACGAAGCUUGUCUACCAGAAACGCCAGUAGAUGUUGGGAAAAAGUUUCAAGCUUGCAAAAUUGAAAUUCAGAUGGCAAUAAGAAAUCAGAAGGUUUCAUUAGGAACUGGUAUUGCUAUGGAUGAUGAAGCUACUGUUUUUAAGUAUUUAGUAUAUUGCCUUCCAGUUCGUGAACAUCUUUUAGAUGAAGGUUGGUUGCAGUAUUUUCUCGCAGGGCCUGUACCAUUAUGAAGGGAAUUAAACGAGCUCUCUUUUAAAAAAAAGAUGUUAAAAUGAUGUUUCUCAGUGUUCGAUGACUUGGUUAAUCUCUGUCCAAAAAUAUGAGAUAUAUUUCAAAAUUAUC
This is a messenger RNA of Argiope bruennichi, 602 nucleotides long. RefSeq lists its product as uncharacterized. NCBI's taxonomy places the organism in Eukaryota, Metazoa, Arthropoda, Arachnida, Araneae, Araneidae. The coding region runs from base 44 to 490 and encodes 148 amino acids. The record is from RefSeq and is a predicted model, not a curated record. The transcript has 6 exons.